UCAAGUCCUUUUCCUAUGCGUUUCUCUGUGAUUGAGACAAGUCUUAGAGAGGUUUUGUGCAUUUGUAUAAAAUAAGAGUUGACAAUGGUGUCUUAUAAACCAGUCUCGCAUGUGCUUUUCGACAUGGACGGGUUGUUGUUAGAUACCGAGAGGUUGUACACGCUCUCUUUCCAGGAGAUCUGCGAUCGCUUUGGGAAGACGUACACAUGGGAGGUCAAAUCUUCCGUGAUGGGAAAGAAGGCGUUGGAUGCCGCAAGGAUCAUCCGAGACGCUCUGGAACUGCCCAUGACGAGUGAGAAGCUGCUGGAAGAGAGCAGAGAAAUACAGGAACGUCUUUUCCCCUCUGCAUCUCUUAUGCCAGGUGUGGAGAAGUUGGUCACACAUCUUUAUAAGCACAGAAUCCCCAUCGCGGUGGCCACCAGCUCCGCUGGUGUGACCUUCCAGAUGAAGACAAGCCGCCAUAAAGACUUCUUCAACCUGUUCAGACAUGUCGUUCUGGGAGACGACCCGGAAGUGAAAAAUGGGAAGCCUCAGCCUGACUCGUUCCUGGUGUGCGCCAGCAGGUUUGACCCCCCUGCUAACCCAGAGCAGUGUCUGGUUUUCGAAGACGCGCCCAACGGAGUGAAAGCAGGCUUGGUGGCCGGCAUGCAAGUGGUCAUGAUUCCUGAUCCGAACCUGGACCGUAGACUUACACAAGAAGCCACACUGGUGCUUGACAGCAUGGAGGACUUCAGACCCGAGCUCUUUGGCCUUCCUGCUUACAAUUAAAUGUCAUAGCUUUCCCACAAUCAGACAAUCUAAAACUGUAUCAAGCUGUUAUGAACAGAUCUAUCAAGUCCGUUCUUAUGAAUCAUGUAAACACUGAUGACCAGUUUGUUGGAGUGAUUUUUUAAUGUAACAAAUACAUAGUUUUCAUUCAUAUCAGAUUCGAGAUGUUUAAGGAAUGAACUGAAAAGAAGAGACACUUCAGUGUACAGUUGAGUCUGAUCAUAAAUAUAAAGAAAAUGAAACAAUGCUCUGUCUAUUAUGAUUCAGAAUAAAGUGUUGUGGUUUGACAGUG
This is a messenger RNA of Neoarius graeffei (lesser salmon catfish), 1060 nucleotides long. It is a transcript of the gene pudp, whose product is annotated as pseudouridine 5'-phosphatase. Bases 85 to 768 code for a protein of 227 amino acids. Gene Ontology annotation, molecular function: phosphatase activity. The transcript is spliced from 4 exons. NCBI's taxonomy places the organism in Eukaryota, Metazoa, Chordata, Actinopteri, Siluriformes, Ariidae. The record is from RefSeq and is a predicted model, not a curated record.